Molecule: messenger RNA, 2504 nt
Organism: Trichomycterus rosablanca
Lineage: Eukaryota; Metazoa; Chordata; Actinopteri; Siluriformes; Trichomycteridae
Gene: zdhhc17
Product: zinc finger DHHC-type palmitoyltransferase 17
Exons: 9
Biological process (GO): protein palmitoylation
Cellular component (GO): Golgi membrane
Molecular function (GO): palmitoyltransferase activity
Source: RefSeq, a predicted model, not a curated record
GAGUUCAGACAGAAGCUGAUGUUGUUCACUCCGUUCGUGGUGAUCUGGUUGGUGGGUUUUAUUGCGGAUCUGGACGUUGAUUCGUGGCUCAUUAAGGGACUGAUGUACGCCGCCAUGUGGAUCAUCAUCCAGUUCCUCUCCAAAUCUUUCUUUGAUCACUCCAUGCACAGCACUCUUCCUCUGGGGAUUUACAUAGCCACCAAGUUCUGGAUGUACAUCACCUGGUUCUACUGGUUCUGGAACGAUCUCCCGUUCGUCUCGGUGCACCUCCCGUUCCUCAUGAACAGUCUGGCUUUGUUCUACAACUUUGGUAAAUCCUGGAAAUCUGAUCCUGGAAUCAUCAAAGCUACAGAGGAGCAGAAGAAGAAGACUAUAGUGGAACUGGCGGAAUCUGGUAGUUUGGAUCUGAGUAUAUUCUGCAGUACCUGUUUAAUACGGAAGCCCAUCAGGUCCAAACACUGCGCCGUGUGUAACCGCUGCAUCGCCAAAUUCGACCAUCACUGUCCCUGGGUGGGCAACUGUGUGGGAAGUGGAAAUCAUCGUUAUUUUAUGGGUUAUCUGUUCUUCCUGUUGUGUAUGAUCUGCUGGAUGAUCUACGGCUGUAUCUGCUACUGGAGACUGCACUGCGCCAGCAGCUACAGCACAGAUGGAUUAUGGGUAUUUAUCACCCAGAUCUCGUCCUGUUCACCCUGGAUGUUCUGGAUGUUCCUCAACAGCGUUUUCCACUUCAUGUGGGUGUCGGUGCUCAUCAUGUGCCAGCUCUACCAGAUUGCAGGGUUGGGAAUCACCACUAAUGAACGGAUGAAUGCCAGACGCUACAAACACUUUAAAGUUACAGCCACGUCCAUCGAGAGUCCUUUCAAUCACGGCUGUGUGAGGAACCUGAUCGAUUUCUUCGAGCUGCGCUGCUGUGGCCUGUUGAGACCGACCCUGGUGGACUGGACCACUCAGUUCACCAUCGAGUACGAUCAGAGCUCCGGCUCCGGGUACCAGCUGGUCUGAGGGGUACAGGGAGAGACGGGCACGGUGACGGGCACAACCACAGAGAGAGAGAGGGGCGGAGUUUACGAGAGAGGGAGGAGCCUCUGUGUUUAAACGGGAACAUCACCUCCUUUUAUUUUACAGACUGUAGAGCCGAUACACACACACUGUAUACCUACACUGCAUAUACACACUGCAGUGACACCACACACACACACACACACACACACACACACACACUGUUCACAUGUGCUGCAUUUCUCUGCAUACAGAGACUCUUAUUAUUUACUUUUCGUUUAAAACAGUGUGUGUAUGCAGUGUGUGUGUCAUGUGCAGUGUAUAUGCAUGUGUGUGUAUGUACGUAUAAUGUAUAUAUGUGUGUGUGUGUGUGAUGAAUGUGUGUGUGUGUGUGGUGUGUAUGGAAUAUAUGUUGUGUGUUUGUGUCUUUAAUAUAAUAUCAUGUGAUCUCAGAUGUAAGCAUUAAGGGACAGGUCACUGAUUGGCUGUGAGAGGAACCAAUCAGGGUGGAUCUCUACACGGUGGAUCAACCGUGACCCUGACCAGGAUUUAGCACUCACUGAAAACUGCAGUUGGCUUUGGUGCUACACAUAGCCAUCAUGCUAAUGCUAUUAUCACAUCAACCUGAUUAACAGUAAGUUAGCGAGAAUGCUAAAGCUAAUUAGGCUAGCGUUAGAAAUAUGAGCUCAUCGUGACAAUACUCCAUGUGACACUCUGAUUGGUUACUCGCUCAGCCAAUCGGUGCUGAUCUGAGUAAGGCAUGUGAUCGAGACGUGUUAGCACGUCUGUGCUAGGUUUGUUUUUUAUUGAUAAUGUGACGUUAAUUUAUUUGAAUUCUAUUUAAUAUAAAUGAUGAUCUUAUGACAUCACAAAGCUUCAUUUACAUUUUAUUCACUUUUAUUGAUUUUAUAGUGUAGAAAUAGAAACAAGUCCAGUAAAGUCUAUUACUUUAUUUAUGAGGAACUGAGCUGAGGCUCCGCCCACUUUUCCUGUUCACUGCACUGAUUGGUUUAGCAUGUCUCCAUGGUGACGCUCCUCCCCUCCCGUGUGCUGGAUGAUGGACGAGUGUAUAAAUGUGUAAUGUGUAAAUACGCUGCCUUGUGUUCAUCAUCAUCAUCAUCAUCAUCAUCAUCAUCAGUGUUCGUCCCUGCUGCUCCGCCCGGACGUCCAUCGUUACCCAUAAACGCCUGUAAUUAACGCUGUGUGUGUGUGUGAGAGAGCUGCAUGAGCGAGAUUACACUUAACUGUACAGUGAAUGUUCAGUAUUUACUCAUGUCAUUUCUGUUUUUUUACAUUUUAGUGUGAGAGUGUGUGAGAGUGUGUGAGAGUGUGUUGGAUGUAUUUAAAUGUUUCCAGUUAAUAGAUACAUUUAGUUUUUAUUAUUUUGCUGGACAUUUUUCACUGGAUGUAAAAAUUGUAGAACAAAAUAUCAGUUACUGUAGAGAGAGAGUGAGUGUGUGUGUGUGUGUGUGUGUGUGUGUGUGUGUGUGUGUGUGUGUGUGUGU